GAAAAAGCAGCGAGUUCAAAGCGGGAUAUUUGAUGUCGCCAUGGACGAUAUUCGUGAUGUGGCCUUAUCGUUGCUGUAGAAUGUAGGGAUUUACUGAUUUAUAUAUUAGGGAGACAAACUAUGGAUUUGUUAAAAACUUUUCCGUGCCUGCUACCUGCAUUUUCUACCGAAGGCAUUAUUUUCGAUGGUUUUCUGACAACAGAUCAUGGAAAUGAGUACCGCAUUCGUAUUCGAACAGGAACGCCAGAUGCAAAGACCCAUAAGGGUUUUCUUUUAGAAUGUGAUUGGCGCUUGCAUAACUUACUGGAAAGUUACACAGCUAUCCUUGAACAAAGAAGCCAGCAGUGUAAAGAUGUGCAGUCUUUUCUGAAGGAACUUAAAUCAAUUGUGGAACGUUUGACAGUGCAGAAAUCAGUCACCAUAGGAACCUUCACCCACACUCGUAGAAUCAUAGAGGAAAUGGAGAAAAUUGGAUGGGAAAAACUGGUGAACGUAGAUGCAAGUUUCCAGCAUCUGACCUUGCAAGCUGAGGAUGCAGCUGGGAGGCAACAUCAUCUUCAAGUCUUCUUGAGCACUCAGGAAUCCAUGGCACCACGUUGUGUUGCAGAUCUGCCUUCUCAGUUUGUUUUUUAUUGGAGUGCUCAGGGUCACCUCAGUGAUCUAAUGCAUCAGUUUGAAGCUACACUUGCCUCCUACCAGCCCUUAUGGAAUGCUCUGGCUGAUGUUGAUCAGCACACAUGGGUACUUGAACCAGAUGUACCUACCUACUCAGCCAUUCAUCGCCGUAUUGUUUUGGGUCCCUGUGCAUCAGUUCAGAUAGUUUUGGACCUCAGACACCCCACAUCAGUCCCAGAAUGCAGAUUUUUAGGAGCUGAUCAAAUAGUAAACCCACUGAAAGACAAGAUUAACAAAAAUCUUCAUGUUUGGGAUGAUUGUUCCUCACUUGUCUGUAAUUUGGAAAAUCUGCUAGGCAUAUCUUUUCCUUCUCCAACAAAUUCUAAGAAAGAGGACUUUAGCCUGGAAUGUGGAAUUUGCUACAGUUAUCGACUUGAAGAUGAGAUUCCAGAUAAAGCCUGUGAUGAUGCUCGUUGUGGGCAGCCCUUCCAUGUCAGUUGUCUCUAUGAGUGGAUGAGGUCCCUACCUUCUUGUCAACAAAGCUUCAACACUAUCUUUGGCGAAUGCCCUUUGUGCAGUAAGCCAUUAACCAUCAAGGUCCCAACAAAGACAUGAAAGACUAUUAUGAUGUAUUUUCAUAUUUAUGUAUGCAUAAUUGAAGAAAACUUUGAAGCCAACUGUAUUGAAUGUGAUAGAAAUGAGAGAAUCCAAGUGUAUGCGUGUGUCUACUAUCUAUGUAUACAUGAGCAGAGCAGGAAAGAUAUUAAAAAAACGAUCUGAAAUCUCAGAUUUUAUUGGAUGUAUUCUGAAUAAAUUGUAGUUGUGUCAUUUUUUUUCCACGAACUGAUGCCAAUAAAACUGCCCUGAACUUU
Molecule: messenger RNA, 1487 nt
Organism: Pomacea canaliculata
Lineage: Eukaryota; Metazoa; Mollusca; Gastropoda; Architaenioglossa; Ampullariidae
Product: E3 ubiquitin-protein ligase FANCL-like
Exons: 13
Coding region: 121-1230 (369 amino acids)
Biological process (GO): interstrand cross-link repair; protein monoubiquitination
Cellular component (GO): Fanconi anaemia nuclear complex; nucleus
Molecular function (GO): ubiquitin protein ligase activity
Source: RefSeq, a predicted model, not a curated record